Molecule: messenger RNA, 1788 nt
Organism: Fonsecaea monophora
Lineage: Eukaryota; Fungi; Ascomycota; Eurotiomycetes; Chaetothyriales; Herpotrichiellaceae
Exons: 2
Coding region: 1-1788 (595 amino acids)
Source: RefSeq, a predicted model, not a curated record
AUGUCGGAAGAUUCGAAAUGGAAAGCUGCCGUCACAAAGGAUGUCACUGCUCUUUACGCGGCCGUCGAGGAGAUCGUGCGAACGCUCCAGCUGCCAUCUCUGCCGCAGAUGCUCGUCUCUACGCAAGAUCCUGCUAUUUUCUUCGACCAGGAGGAACAGGGCAAUGACCCUGAUGACGAGGACCAGUCAUUUGACAAUUCGCCCAAGGUGACCCCCGUCGCUGACAAUCUGUCACACGUACCUAUUGAGUCGCUAUAUCAAAUCACCGGGAUGCGGUCGCUAAGAGCUUCUGAGAAUAUCACUGAAGAUCAGUCGCGAAUAUGCAAGCAAUUGCGAGAUACUGACUUCAUUGCAAGAGGGCUGAUGAAGCAAGAAGACGCAGAGCAUCUGGCCAACUACUAUCUAAGCAAGCUUGAUCCCUAUAUUUGGCACAUAUGUCCCGACUACACGGAUUUGGAGUCCUUCCGACGUCGAUCACCCACUCUGACCGCGUGUGUUCUCACUGUGGCUGCCCUUCACGACACUAAGCUGGGUCACCUCUACCCCAUUUGCAGCAAAGAAUACAGGAGAUUGGUUGCCAACGCCAUGUUCGAACGGAAAAUUGACAUGGAGUAUCUGCGAGCCUUGGUUCUUGGAUCGUACUGGCUGAGCGACAUCUCAUGGACAUUAUCUGGUUAUGCCAUUCGCCGUGCCAGCGAAUUUCAUCUUCGACAGUACUACCACGAAAUAUCAGAGUCGGUCAAAUCGCCUGAAAAGGCUGACCCGGCAAAACUGCAGGAAGCCAUGGAUGGUAUCAGAGUCCUUUACCUGCUCUACAUAUGCGAUCACCACCUUUCAAUCCUUUACGGCCGCUCAUCUAUCAUGCGUGACAAUGAAAGCUAUAUUACUGGGUGGGAGGCGUACCUGGCUUGCUCACUUUCCACAGACGCCGACCGCAGAAUUGCCGGGCAGAUAUGCUUGAUGUACCUGAUGAACCAAAUACGUGAGACAUUGGGCCCCGAAGAUACAAGCUCGGUAUUGCCAGUCUCUGCUCUUACCAAGAUUGCUGGCUUUGAGCGUGACCUGGAUGACUGGAUCGCCCGGUUUUCACGGCACAAUCCAAGCCAGUACAUUGGCAACUGGCCCAACAAGGGUGCAGUCAUGCAUUACCACUGGGCCAAGCUCUAUCUACAGUCAUAUGUCCUCCGAGGACUACCUGAGUCCGGGGCUGUUAUCCCCGAACACUUCUUGGAGAAUGCUUCGGCCGCGGUCGCUGCCGCAACUGCCAUCAUCAAUCUCCUUUUGGACGAUAAAGACGCCCAAAUAGCUAUUGCCUAUGUUCCGCAUCAUAUCCACGGCAUGAUUGCAUUUGCGUGCAUGUUCCUCUUGAAAAUCGCGACAAAGCACAGCGAGCAGUUGUUCUUGGACACCGUUCGCUUCCAGAAGCUCAUUAAUGCAUUAGCACAACAUUUCAAGUCGACAGACGUCGGCAAAGAUCACUUGAUUCACAGAAUGGCCGAAGGACUCGAGAAGAUGGCAGAGAGCUUGGGAGGACCAGCACGGUCCAAGAACCGCGUCAAGGCCAACGGAGAGCGUUCGAGUCAGCCAUUAGCAUCCCCCAGUCAAGCGGUCGAUGCGACAGUGAACCUAGGGAGAAUCACUAAUGGGCAAUCGGAUGUGCCUGACUAUGGCUCACUGGAUCCCACUGCCUUUGAUUUCGGAGAUCCGGCAUUGGGGCUGGGCAUGCCGUUCUUCGAUUUCGAGGGAACAACACUGGAUGCAGGACAGGCCAUGUGGAAUUUUACGUAG